Amoebophrya sp. A120 is the source of this 2813-nucleotide messenger RNA. Lineage: Eukaryota; Dinophyceae; Syndiniales; Amoebophryaceae. The record is from the annotation of a GenBank genome assembly.
CCAAGUCCAAGAUCAAAUCCAAAUGUACGAAAUGGAAAUCCAUGAUCUGCCAAGAACAGGGUCAUCAAAUCGAUCUAAUAUUGGUACUAAAUUGAAUUUUGCCCGAAUGAAAAUUUUGACUUGAUCAAAUCAUGUUAUUCAACAUAAAAACGGUCGCAAGAAGAUUUCGAUGUUAUGGUCGCACUAUCAUUCUAUUCACAGAAAAUGUCCACAGGAGUACGGCUUUGAUAUUAAUUACUACACGCAUUCAGGACGAUUAUAGCGUACAACUUCAGGAAGACCUUGCUCUGCCAACAAUUUCGACUCACCAAUUGCAAUCGAAAAGAGGAAAGAAAAACAAGUAGAAACUGCCACAGUAAUUACUUUUUCCAAGACCCUCACCACGCGUACAAUCCUAGUCGUCCUCGUAACAAGCGAUUAAUAGACAGAAAGAAAUUCCAACAAGAUGGCACACAAGUUUCUAUCCUCUGUCCCAUCCAUCUAUAAGGAUGGCGCGGGCGAAGACAAGGGAGAUGUGGCGCGACUGCAGGCCUUCAUCGGGGCGAUCGCCAUCGGAGAUUUGGUGAAGUCCACCCUCGGUCCCAAGGGAAUGGACAAGAUUCUGCAACCGUUGCCGGGCGAAGGUGCCAGCAAAGAGACGACUGUGACCAAUGACGGCGCCACUAUUCUUUCCCGUGUCUGGGUCGACAAUCCCAGCGCAAAAAUUUUGGUCGACAUCUCCAAGGCGCAAGACCAAGAGUGUGGCGAUGGAACGACGUCCGUCGUGGUUCUUGCGGCAGAGCUUUUGCGGCAAGCGGAGCAACUUGUGCAGCAGCGCAUGCACCCGCAGGUGAUCAUCAAAGGGUACCGCAUCGCCCUGGAAGCGGCGCGCAAGCGACUCGAGGAAGUCGCUUUUGACAAUGGCAAGGACGAAGCCAAACUGCGCGCAGACUUGAUCAAGAUCGCGGAGACGACGUUGUCGUCGAAGCUGUUGAAACACGAGAAGACGCAUUUCGCCACGCUAGCGGUUGACGCCAUCUUGCGCUUGAAGGGACGACCGAACCUCGACUACAUUCAGGUUUUGAAGAAGGCCGGUGGUGCAGUGAAAGAGUCCUAUCUGGAGCCGGGUUUCAUUCUGGAAAAACGCAUCGGUGUCGGCAUGCCGAAGAAGAAGGAGGAUUGCAAGGUCCUGGUGGCCAACACUCCCAUGGACUCGGACAAGAUUAAGAUCUUUGGCAGCCGCGUCAAGGUCGAGUCUCUGGAGGCGAUGGCGGAAAUCGAACGGGCGGAGCGGGAAAAGAUGAAGCGCAAGUGCGACAAGAUCGUGGCUACGGGGUGCAAUGUUUUCAUUAACCGUCAGCUCAUCUACAACUACCCCGAGGAGCUGCUGAAGCAGGCCGGCAUCACGUGCAUCGAGCAUUCGGAUUUUGACGGCACCGAGCGGCUCGCGGCCGUCCUGGGUGGCGACAUCGUCAGCACCUUUGACGACGCCGAAAACAUCAAACUGGGCACUUGCGAGCUGAUCGAGGAGAUCAUGAUCGGGGAGGACAAGGUGAUUCGCUUCAAGGGGUGUGCGGAAAACGAAGCCUGCACGAUCGUGCUCCGGGGUGCUUUAUCAAAUGCAAAUAUGUCUGCGUCUGGAAGGGUCUGAAAUUGUGAUGCUACCUUUGGACUCCACAAAAAUCUGUAUUGCAUGAGCAGCAAAGGGAAUGUAAUUUUUGCUACGCGGAGAGGGCAUUUGUCAUGCGGGAGAGGCAUCAAGAAGCCCUCAAAAAGUCUGUGAUGCUAGGGCAUGCAUCACAGACAUCAGGGCUCAUGCAAAACGUGCAUGACAAAGAUAAUAUUAGUGCCCGGGGAUGAAGAUAUACUCGCGAUACCUUUCGCGGUUCUGACCCUAGAUCUCCUGCGGCCGUAGCUGCUUGCGGCGACGGUGCAAAGGUUUUCGAUGUGGUGCAGUCGGGUAUGCAUGACAAAUCUCAGAAUCUUGAUCUUCCAGACCCAGACAUAUUUGCAUUUGAUAUGCUUCCACGCACGUGUUGGACGAAGCCGAACGGUCGCUGCACGACGCCCUGGCGGUGUUGUUCCAAACCGUGACGCAAGAUACCCGUGUGGUGUGCGGGGGCGGGUGCUGCGAGAUGGCCAUGUCCCGGGCGGUGCUGCAGGUCGCCGCGGAGGUCGGCGGCAAGGAGUCCGUUGCGGUCGAGGCUUUCGCCAAGGCGCUGGUCCAGAUUCCGAUGAUUCUCAGCGAGAACGCCGGCUUCGACGCUCAGGAGAUCGUGGGAGAGCUCAAGAAGUCUCACGCGACCGGCAACGCGUUCGCGGGGAUCAACGUGAUGGAGGAAAGCGUCGCGGACAUGCGACCGUUGGGCAUCUACGAGUCGUACCGGUCGAAGCUCAGCGGGCUUUGCUCUGCUGCCGAGGCCGCGGAGCAGGUGAUCCGCGUCGACGACAUCAUCCGCAACGCACCCAGACAGCGGCAAGGCAUGUAAGUAGGUGGCGUUGAAAUGAAAGUGCCGUUUAUUUGGACGAAAUUUUUUGAAGGUAGACCACGUAUUUGCGGACCGUGCAGUUCUUAGUACUCACACAACUCCCUCUAACCGAAGGCGAUGAAAGCGAAGACAUUCGUUUUCUGACCUGUGGUUUGGAGAAAAAAUACAAAAACCGAACAAAAACAUGAACGACUACCACGGGCACGGUAGGGCAGUGCAUCACGAGCAAAAUGGUUCACAUUCACAUUGAACCAUUGUGAAAGCUCUCAACAUCUUCACGACAGCAGUGCGGAAACAAAAAGCAAAAAAUAAAAAACCAAAAAACGAAAAAAAUCAACCCUUCUU